AUGUCGAUGAAAGCUCAAAAUGACGAGUUUGGAGUGAAGAUUGAAAUCAGAGAAUGGGAAUUGAACGGAACUAGCACUGUUUAUGACAAUCAAGUUGCCGCCCCCUCCGACGAUUCUUUGCGAAUCCAGUGGAUUCUAUUCAUAUCCAUGUUGUCACUGGCAGUGAUUCUGAUGGUCUUUGUAUUCGUUGCAAUAUUGAGAGACAAAAAAUGUCGCCGCAAUCCAUUCAACAUCUACAUCCUAUUCCUUCUUGCUCCGGACAUCAAUUUUUCCGCAUCUUGCAUUGCCUCCUGCGGCUUGAAUCUACACAAAGUUCGGUAUUUUUCUGUUGACGGAUGUGUGUUUCAGUCUCUCUAUUGCAUGUUUGCGAUUACAUCAAGUACGUGGAUAAAUGCAAUUGUGGUGUAUCAGUUGCACAGAAUGUUGAAAUGCUCGAGAAAUGCGAUACGAUAUCACCCCCCUACGCGAGAAAUGGUGAUCAAGCAGUGUCUGAUAGUCUAUGCAUUUGCAUUAUUCGUGGCCUCAUGGUCAAACUGGGGAGUUUCCGAAACUUGGUGGCCAAUUCGUAACAAUGUCUACAGUGGAGUGUUUUGCCUACCGAUGCCAUAUGACUUUCGUAGCACGCUGUUCUUCUACCUACUAUACGCUCCGCUGGUGUUCUUCCUACCGCUGUUCUACAUCUGCUACGUCGUCUUUGACAUUGCAAAGAACAAGCUUCUUCCGCAUCGAGAGCAACGAAAGACUUUGAUGAUCUUUUUCCGAUUGUUAUUGGUAUACUUUGUGAUGUGGGUCCCUGCUCUUUUUCUAACGUUUGUGGCUGGCAAUUGGCUGUCCUGGCAAUAUGUGACCUUUGGAGCAAUGUGGGCGCACCUACAAGGAGCCGUCUCGGCUGGAACUUGCAUUCAAAAGCCAGACAUUCAGGUAGCUUGUAAUAAUCUUGUGUUUUGUUGUACAAGGAAAAAGGAUCAGGCUGUGUUGGAACCCAUCCCAACCACUCUUGAGAAACCAGCCCAAGUAUUUCUCGGAAUCAAAGAGAAGAGCGCAUCACUUAACUUGAUCGAUGAAGAGCAGCAAAAGGAUGACGAUUCAAUUCGCGAUUCCGACAGUGAUGAUGCACUGACGAACAGUUACGAAAGCAGGGGAAGCAGCAGCUGCUGCAGCAGCGGGACAGUGAAUAAAAGCGCAUAUGAAAUAGCCUUGGGUCUUGAAGCUGGAGAAUUGCAUUCUAUUCCCCCAUUCAGCGAGUCUGGCACAAGUAACGGAGCAAACGAAAGUUGA
This is a messenger RNA of Cylindrotheca closterium, 1278 nucleotides long. NCBI's taxonomy places the organism in Eukaryota, Bacillariophyta, Bacillariophyceae, Bacillariales, Bacillariaceae. The record is from the annotation of a GenBank genome assembly.